AUUAGGGAGGAGGAAGUGAUGGCGAUGGCGGCAUUGGGAUCGUGUCCGGCUCCACAGCAGCUACGAUGGAGCAAGAAGAAUCAUCGUCGUCCAAGUAAGGCUCGGGUCACAGCAGUGGCAAUGGCGGCAGCGGCCAGCAGCACCAAGAGCAAGAGCGAUCCGCGAUUGCUGCUACGGGACGAAGACACCAGCGAUUCCAUGCGCGCGCGCUUCGAAGCGAUGAUUCUCUCGGCGCAGGAGGAGGUGUGCGACGCGGUGGAGGCCGUGGAUGGAUCGAAAUUUCGCCAGGAUGUGUGGACUCGGCCGGGCGGUGGCGGGGGCGUGAGCCGGGUAUUGCAGGACGGCAAUGUGUGGGAGAAGGCUGGCGUCAAUGUAUCGGUUGUGUAUGGGACGAUGCCACCCGAGGCUUACCGAGCCGCCAAAGCCGAUACCAGCGUCACCAAGGACAAGGCUGGGAGAAUUCCAUUCUUCGCUGCUGGAAUCAGCUCGGUAAUGCAUCCCAAGAACCCAUUUGCUCCCACGGUUCACUUCAACUAUCGCUACUUCGAGACGGACACUCCCAAAGAUGUGGAAGGUGCUCCUCGCUCUUGGUGGUUUGGAGGAGGAACAGAUUUUACUCCGUCGUACAUUUUCGACGAAGAUGUCAAGCAUUUCCACGAGAUUCAAAAGAGAGCGUGCGACAAGUUUGAUCCCGAGUACUAUCCCAAGUUUAAGAAAUGGUGCGAUGACUAUUUCCUCAUCGAGCAUCGUGGAGAGAGGCGAGGUCUCGGUGGAAUUUUCUUUGACGAUCUCAACGACAGGGAUCCCGAGCAAUUGCUUGGUUUCGCAACAGAGUGUGCGAACUCCGUGGUGGAUGCUUACAUUCCCAUUGUCGAAAAGCGCAAAGACACGCCUUUCACUCAAGCCAACAAAGAUUGGCAACAGCUGCGCCGGGGAAGAUACGUAGAAUUCAACCUGGUGAGUCGAGAAAAUCGAAUCAGCAACACAAUACUCUCUUUACAAUCGAAUCAAUACUCUCUUCUCAUUUCAUUUUCUGUGAAGGUGUAUGAUCGUGGCACUACUUUUGGGCUCAAGACUGGAGGCCGUAUCGAAAGCAUUCUCAUGUCUCUGCCACUGUCCGCUCGCUGGGAGUACGAUCACCAACCUAUUCAAGGGAGCGAAGAGUGGAAUUUGCUCGACGCAUGCAAGAACCCGAGAGAAUGGCUGUGAUAUAUCCGAAGAUCAAAUCACAAAAAAAGGCGAGUUCGCUUUGAUCUUCUUUUUUUUUUCUCGGGAAUGUACUCACUUUUCCAA
Messenger RNA from Selaginella moellendorffii, 1293 nucleotides. RefSeq names its product coproporphyrinogen-III oxidase 1, chloroplastic. Gene Ontology annotation, cellular component: cytoplasm; chloroplast stroma. Bases 19 to 1209 code for a protein of 396 amino acids. The transcript is spliced from 7 exons. Gene Ontology annotation, molecular function: coproporphyrinogen oxidase activity. The record is from RefSeq and is a predicted model, not a curated record. NCBI's taxonomy places the organism in Eukaryota, Viridiplantae, Streptophyta, Lycopodiopsida, Selaginellales, Selaginellaceae.